CACCGUGUUUCGCGUACGAGCGCCCUGUUGGACUUCGUGGCGCAGCAGUGGACGGCGACGUAUACCCCAGCACACGCUGUGUUCGCCAUUCAUUUUUACUACACGUCUCCCGCUGCAUUAUUUUCAGACACAGAUACCCCAGACUAACGAAGACGAUCUUACGAACCAGACAUGGGCGGCAGAAGACGAGGAGCCUCUCGCAGAAUUACCUCUCGCAAGGGCGUAUUCAAUCCCGAAGACACAAAGCGCGUCAAACACACUCGCAUUGGCGUAUGGGACCUCUACGAGGAGAAAAUACCCGAAUUGGAACGCGUACCAGGUCUUUCAAGGCUAGAAAGGUUCCUAACACUCAAACAAACACUGCCCUAUGUUUGGCGCAUGGUCAAGGACAUUGGCAGCAUCCGCAGCUGCUGGCUGCUUCUUACCUUAUACUUGAUACUUGAUCUCGUUGGGGCGCUAGUACCCGCGGCCGUUUUAUGGUAUAAGGGGCAGCUUCUUACCAUCGUACAAGUUGCUGUGGACUCGCGGACUGUCGACAAGUCGUUACUCGUCCGAGUGACGUUUGGCAUGUGGGUAUGCAAGAUACUCACCCGCUUGCUGAAGUACGCCAAGAGCCAUAUCACCCUACCCCUGAAAGCGCGGCUUAAGCAGCAUUACUCCGUGCACCUCUUUGCUGCCCGCGCGCGACUGGACGUGCCGACCUUCGAGGACCCAUCUGUCCAACGGCAACUGGACUCUGCAUCGCAUGUCAACGGGCAGAGUGUUGCAUGGGGCACGUUCACUAUGCUGUCUGGCCUGGUGACGACCGCCAUCAAAGUUGUCACUCAGACGUCGGUACUCGCGAGAGUGCUGAAAGACCAACAGGAUGGCACGCUCCUAGCUGUCGUGAGUCUCGUGCCUGAGCUCGUUCAAUGGAUGCAAUGGCAGAAAGUGACUCUGCACGGUGGAGAGCAAGGAUUAUGUGAAGCUUCAGGGCCUCAAACGAGUCUGUUCAAACACGCUCUUAAUCGCGUCGGAGACUACGCAGACGACUUCUACGAGACGUACCGAGAAUAUCGGAACAGAGAACAACUUGGCCCUGGAAUAUUCCUCAGGGACUCUCUCAGUGAAUUGCCGCAGAUUGCCUUUGCGCUCCGAGCAGUGCAGCAGCCAGCCUUUAUACCGGUUUCACUCGCGUCCCUGAGUCUCAUACAAGAGAACACGAGCAGCCUGACCUGGGCCAUUGGCCGCUUCUUCGAACAAACCGGAUCCAUUGCCGAUCAGCUUGCAACUGUGCGUAAGCUGUAUGAAUCCUCUCAUAUACCGAACAGGAUCCGGGACGGAGACACGCCAUUCCCGGAAGACACUCAGAAAGUUCACGCAGGAAUCUCAGUUGAGUUCCGGAAUGUCUCGUUUGCCUAUCCUGGUGCCCGGAGCUUCGCACUCAAGGGCGUAUCAUUCAAGCUCGAAAUGGGGCAGCUAUGCGUACUUGUGGGCGCAAACGGCUCUGGCAAGAGCACCAUCCUCAAGCUUAUGAUUCGCUUAUACGACCCAGUCGAGGGGCAAAUUCUCAUCGAUGGGAAAGACAUCCGUUCUCUGAAGCUGGCCGAUCUCCGACAAGCCGCCUCCGUCCUCUUCCAAGACUACACGCACUUCCCUCUUUCCAUCCGCGACAACAUCGCGCUGGGCGACCCCGCACACGCAGACGACGACGAGCGGAUCCGCCUCGCGGCGCAGCUCGGCGGCUCCGAGGAGCUCGUCGACCGCCUGCCCGACGGCUUCGACACGUACCUUGAGCGGCCCGUCACGGACCACUACAGCGGCCUGCCCGAGGGCACGAAAACGCUUUUCGGUCGGCCGGUCGACUACAACUCGGUGCGCAUGGCGGGGAACAUGGCCGCGACGGCAGCGACGAGCCUGAGCGGCGGGCAGAUGCAGAGAUUGGCGCUAUCGCGGACGUUCAUGCGCUCGGUCGUGUCUGAGGACUCGCAAGUUGGACUGUUGCUGUUCGACGAGCCGAGCGCCUCGCUUGACCCCACCGCGGAACACGACCUCUUUGUUCGCCUGCGCGAGCUGCGCGGGAACAAGACCAUGAUCUUCUCGUCCCAUCGGUUUGGCAACCUCACAAGACACGCUGAUCUCAUUCUGUAUAUGGAUGAUUCAAGUAUCGUAGAGUCUGGCACACACGAGCAGCUGCUCAGAAAAGAGGGCGAGUACGCGAGAAUAUGGAAGUUGCAAGCGCAGGCGUUUCUGUGACAGCUUCAGACGAUUAUAUCACACUUUACGACGACUCAUGAUCUGGAUUUUUACGACAUUCUGUGCGUGUCUACACAAUGUACCAAAAUUCUUUUCGAGCAAGCCACAAGGUGCUUGAGAGAAGCUUCUACGGUAGACCCCGGCGUAACAAGAAAAUAUUACUGACCAUAACUGCCUGAGAGAGACUGGGUGGCAGACUCACAG
Phanerochaete carnosa HHB-10118-sp is the source of this 2439-nucleotide messenger RNA. RefSeq lists its product as uncharacterized. The record is from RefSeq and is a predicted model, not a curated record. Gene Ontology annotation, biological process: transmembrane transport. Lineage: Eukaryota; Fungi; Basidiomycota; Agaricomycetes; Polyporales; Phanerochaetaceae. Bases 172 to 2235 code for a protein of 687 amino acids. Gene Ontology annotation, molecular function: ATP binding; ATP hydrolysis activity; ATPase-coupled lipid transmembrane transporter activity. The transcript has 12 exons.